This is a messenger RNA of Danio rerio (zebrafish), 2367 nucleotides long. It is a transcript of the gene dnajc4, whose product is annotated as DnaJ (Hsp40) homolog, subfamily C, member 4. The record is from RefSeq and is marked provisional. NCBI's taxonomy places the organism in Eukaryota, Metazoa, Chordata, Actinopteri, Cypriniformes, Danionidae.
UUGUAAAGCGUUAUGAAAGCAACAGAACAUCCACAGCUGACCUGCGCGUCUCCAUGAAUGAAGGAUCUCCCGCAGAGCUGCUGACCCACUGCCUUUCAAUGGGAUCCUGCUGAGCGAUUCCCAUUUAUGUAGUUUAUAUUUCUGAGAUCAUCAUGCAGUGGGAGGCUCAUAUUCGGCUCUGUCAGACUUGUUUUUGGUACUGUAGAAGUUCUCAGCGGCUGUUUUCUCUCUCUGCUGCACACAGGUCACAAACCAAUUACUAUGAACUUCUCGGGGUGAAACCGGAUGCUACGCUGGAACAAAUUAAGUUUGCAUUUUUCGACAAGUCUAAAAAGUUGCACCCAGACAGUGACCCAUCCAAUCCUGGUCUGCACACACAGUUUGUGCAGCUGAAUGAAGCGUACAGGGUGCUGAGCAAAGAAGGGUCCAGACAGGAUUAUGACCUCAGGCUGAGGUACCAGUAUGCUGGAGGUCAGGCCUUCAGAACCUCCUCCAGCUCCUCCAACAAUCCCAGCUGGGAGGCUAAUGAGAGCAUGCGUUACUGGGAGCAGUUCAGACAGGCCCAGCCUCAGGAGAACACCCCAGAGGAAAGGGAAAAGAAAAAGAAAAGAAACAUGCGAUUGGUGGGCUACUGCUUUCUCGCCAUGAUCCUCAGCGUCUCUGCACAUUACUUUGGCUUCAGGAAACUGGAAGAGGUCCAUAAUAAUUUCAUGGAUGAGAAGGACAGAGUCAUCACCAAGAUCUACAAUGAAUCGAAAGAAAGAGCCAGAGCGAACGGCAUUAAGAAGCAGCAGGAGAUCUUAAGACAGAAGCACGCUGAGUUCUUGGAGAGAUUCAAGAUCAACGAAAACGGAGAUGAGAAGUGAAGCAAGGAAAAGGCCUAGCUAACGAAACUCAUCACACGGGGUUAUGGACAGAGUGCAGGUUGUGGAUGAAUGUGGAAGAAUUUAUUUUGUUAAUAGUUUUUAUCAAAUUUUCUAGGGUUACUACAUGUGAGAUCUUCAAAUAAGGUCCUUGAAUGCUCACUGGGUGUUUAAAACUGUUGCGAUGAUUUUUGCUUUGACCCAGGCCUGUUUUUUAACCCAUAGACGUCAGAUUAAGGUCACAGAGCGUGCAAGGCAAGUCAGGCUGAUUAUAGGCCAGCAUGGCUCCUCAUAAGGUGUUAAAAACACCUGUACACAACAUUGCCUGCAUUUACAGGCGACAUUGUAGCUGCACCUGGAAAGAGUGUUAUGGAAACAUUGCAUUCCUGAUAAAGUAGUUCAUCAAAACACUGACAACACUGUACAUUGUGCACUUUGUUAAGCUUGGUGUGUGUGUGUGUGUGAGAGAGAGAGAGAGAGUUUCUCAUAGGAGAAUGUUCUUCAGAUGGACAGAUCAGGGCUGUCCAGUGUGAGUUUUAUUUCAGGUGCUGGGUAUUUUCCAGCUAAAUUGAAUGCAACAUCAAAUAAUCUUAUCUUAAACAGGAAGUGAAUGGCGGUUUGGCAAGUAAUGAGUCGUUUCUUUCACCCGUGUAAUAGAUCUAGGCUUCAUAACAAAUGCACUUCCUACAAGUUAUUAUACAAUAACUGUAGAGCAAGAUUAUAUUCUUGGCAAACUCUUGACAGACCUCUGCUGCCAUAAGGCAGAGCUCCUAAAAGGAAUUCUUUUUAGAUAUACAGUUGAAGUCAAACUUAUUAGCCCUCCUAUGAGUUUUGUUUUCUUUUUUAAAUAGUUCCUAAAUGAUGUUUUACCAAGCAAAGUAUUUUACACAGUAUUUCCUAUAAUAAUUUUUCUUCUGGAAAAAGUCUUAUUUGUAUUAUUUCAGCUAGAAUAAAAAAAAGUUUUCAUUUUUUAAACCCCUUUUAAGGUCUAUAUUAUUAACUCCCUUGAGCAUUUUUUCCCUGAUUGUCUACAGCGAUAUACAAUGAUUUGCCUAAUUAGCCUAACUUGCCUAAUUAACCCAGUUAAGCUUUUAAAAAGCACUUUAAGCUGAAAACUAUGAUCUUGAAAAAUAUCGAAUAAAAUAUUAUUUACUGUCAUCGUGGCGAAGAUAGAAGAAAACAGUUGUUAGCAAUGAGUUAUUAAAACUAUUAUGUUUCAAAAUAUGUUGAAUAAAUCUUUCCAUUAGACAGAAAUUGGGGAAAAAAUUAAAAGUGGGCCUAAUAAUUCAGGAGGGCUAAUAAUUCCAAAUUCACCUGUAUAAGUCAUUGCCUUAUUUGAAGAAUAGAAUAGAAUUUUAAGAUUUAACAUUUAAUGUAAUAGACAGUCACUUAAAAUUACCAGAGCGCCUUCAUCUUUAUAAGUCAAAUAUUGAUUUUCUGUGGAAUCAGUCUAAUGCAAGGCAUUGGUUUUUGCUAUGAUGAAUAAUUAAAGAUGAUUAUCUCA